UUGCCAUUCUCUUCUUCCAGCUCCUUCAUUCUUCUAUCCCCUCUCCUUCUUCUCAUUUCUCUUCCUCCUCUUCACAUUGUCCUUCUACCUUCCCUCCCCUCCAUCCUCCCCAAUUUCCUCCCUUUCACUACUCCCUUUUCCUUCCUUUUCUUAAUUUACUCUCCUCUUCUCAACAUUUUGCCAUUCUCUCUCGCCUCAGCUCCUUCUCAAAUCUAUCCCCCUCCUCCCCUUCUUCUCACCCCUCUCUUUCCUCCUCUUCAUUGUCAGCUUACCUUCCUCCCCGUCCCAUCCUGUUCUGAAUUUUCUCCCCCUUUCACUCCCUUUCCCUCCUUUCCAAUAAUUUCUCUCCUCUUCUCCAACAUUUUGCCCAUUCUCUCUCGCCUCCAGCUCCUUCAUAAAUCCUAUCUCCCCCUCUCCCUUCUUCUCACCCCUCUCUUUCCUCCCUCUUCACAUUGUCAGCUUACCUUCCUCCCCCUCCUUCACCAAAUCCUAUCUCCCCCUCCCCUUCUUGUCACCUUCUCCUCCUCCUCUUCCAAUUUUCCCCCUUGCCUCCCUUUCCCUCCCUUUCCCUCUCCUCUUUCAACAUUUGCCAUUCCCUUCCGCCACUGUCUCCCCCUUUCCCUUCCUUCACCCUCUCCUCCUCUUCACAUUUCUCUUCCUCCCCCUCCCAUCAUUUCCCCCAUUUCUCUCUUCCUCCCUUUCAUGUUACUCUGCUCUUCUCCAACAUUUUCCAUUCUCCCUCCUCCCUUAAAAUUCUCCCCCCCUCCUCCCUUUCCUCCCCUCUUCACCUCUUCAUUUCAGCUUACCUUCCUCCCCGUCCCCUGUUCUAAUUUUCUCCCCUUUCACUACUCCCUUUCCCCCUCUUUCAAUAAUUUACUCUCCUCUUCUCCAUUUUGCCCAUUCUCUCUCUCUCAGCUCCUUCUUAAAAUCUAUCUCCCCUCCUCCUUCUUCUCACCCUCUUUUCUCUUCACAUUUUCAGCUUACCUUCCUCCCCGUCCCAUCCUGUUCCAUUUCCUCCCCUUUCCAACUCCCUUUCCCCCUCCUUUCAAUGUUACUCUCCCUCUUCUCCAACAUUUUGCCAUUCUCUCUCGCCUCAGCUCCUUCAUAAAAUCCUAUCUCCCCUCCUCCCUUCUUCUCCCCUCUCUCCUCCCUCUUCACAUUGUCAGCUUACCUUCCCCCCCGUCCCAUCCUGUUCACAAUUUUCUCCCCUUUCCAACUCCAUUUCCCCCCUUUUCAAUAAUUUACUCUCCUCUUCUCAACAUUUUGCCAUUCUCUCUCGCCUCAGCAAAUCCCCCUCCUCCCCUUCUUUCACCCCUCUCUUUCCUCCUCUUCACAAAUCCUCCCCGUCAAUUUCCUGUUUUCACUACUCCCUUUCCUCCCCUUCCCUCCCUUUCCCAACUCCUUCUCUCCUGGCUCCUUCUCCUAUCUUCUCCCUUCUUCUCCAACUUCCUUUCCUCUUCGUCCCAUUUUCCUAUCUUCACCUUCUUUCCUCCCCUCCCUCUUCCUCCUCUUCUCCAAUUUCUCCCCCCUCUUUCAUCCUCUUCCCACAUUUUCAAUUUUCUCCCCCCUUUCUGUUCCUCCCCCCUUUGCCUCAAUACUCCUUCCAUAAAUCCUAUCUCCCCUGCCUCCCCUUCUUCUCACCCCCUCUUUCCUCCCUCUUCAUUGUCAACUUACCUUCCUCCCCGUCCCAUCCUGUUCUGUUCCUCCCCCCUUUCUCCCCUUUCCUUCCUCUUCCUUCCUCUUCUCCCCAUUUUCAUUCUCUCUCCCUCCCAGCUCCUUCAUAAUCCCUCUCCCCCCUCUCCCCUUCUUCUCACCCCUCUCCUCUCUUCUCAUUGCAACACCUUCCUCCCCGUCCCAUCCUGUUCUGUUUCUCCCCCUUUCCCCCCCCUCCUCCCUUCUUCUCACCCCUGUAAAAUCUUCUCCUCCCUUCUUCUCACCUCCUCUUUUGUCAGCUUACUUCCUCCCCCGUCCCAUCCUCUCCUUCACCAUCUAUCUCCCCUCCUCCCUUCUUCUCACCCCUCUUUCCUCCCUCUUCAUUUUCAGCUUACCUUCCUCCCCAUCCCAUCCUGUUCAAUUUUCUCCCCCUUUCUGGCUCCCUUUCCCUCCUUUCCAAUUACUCUCUCUUCUCCAACAUUUUGCCAUUCUCUCUCUCGCCUCCGCUCCUUCAUAAAUCCUAUCUCCCCUCCCUCCCUUCUUCUCACCCCUCUCUUUCCUCCUCUUCAUUUUCAGCUUACCUUCCUCCCCCAAUCCUGUUCACAAUUUCCUCCCCCUUUCACUUCUCCCUUUCCCCUCCCUUUCAAUAAUUUACUCCUCUUCUCAACAUUUUGCCAUUCUCUCUCCUCAGCUCCUUCACUUGUCCCUCUCCCCCUCCUCCCUUCUCCCCUCUUUCCUCCUCUUCACAUUUUCAGCUUACCUUCUCCCCGUCCCAUCCUCUUACCUUCCUCCCCGUCCCAUCCUGUUCAUUUUCUCCCCUUUCUUUCUCCCUUUCCCCUCCUUUCAAUAAUUUCCUCUCCUCUUCUCAACAUUUUGCCAUUUCUCUCUCUCCUUCAUAAAAUCCCCUGUCUCCCCCCCUCCCCCUUCUUCUCACCCCUCUUUCCUCCCUCUUCACAUUGUCAGCUUACCUUCUCCCCCAUCCCAUCCUGUUCUGUAUUUCCUCCCCCUUUUCUCCCUUUCCCUCCUUUCAGCAAUUUACUCUCCUCUUCUCCAACAUUUUGCCAUUCUCUCUCUCCUCAGCUCCUUCAUAAAAUCCUAUCUCCCCCUCCUCCCCUUCUUCUCACCCCUCUCUUUCCUCCUCUUCACAUUGUCAGCUUACCUUCCUCCCCGUCCCAUCCUGUUCUGUUUUUCUCCCCUUUCUUUCUCCUUCCUCCUUUCAAUAAUUUUACUCCUCUUCUCCAACAUUUUGCCAUUCUCUCUCCUCAGCUCCUUCAUAAAAUCCUAUCUCCCCUGCUCCCCUUCUUCUCACCCCUCUUUUCCUCCCUCUUCACAUUGUCCAGCUUACCUUCCUCCCCGUCAUCCUGUUCACAAUUUUCUCCCCCUUUCCUUCUCCUUUCCCUCCUUUCAAUAUUUUCUCUCCUCUUCUCCUUUGCCAUUCUCUCUCCUCAGCUCCUUUUAAAAUCUAUCUCCCCUUCUCCCUUCUUCUCACCCCUCUCUUUCCUCCCUCUUCACAUUUGUCAAACACCUUCCUCCCCGUCCCAUCUCCUGUUCAAUUUUCUCCCCCUUUCCCUUUCUCCUUUCCCCCUCCUUUCAAUAAUUUACUCUCCUCUUCUCCAACAUUUUGCCCUUCUCUCUCUCCUCAACCCUUCAUUAAUCCCUAUCUCCCCCUCCUCCCCUUCUUCUCCACCCCUCUCUUUCCUCCCUCUUCCCAUUGUCAGCUUACCUUCCUCCCCCGUCCCAUCUGUUCUGUUUCUCCCCUUUCUACUCCUUUCCCUCCUUUCAAUAAUUUACUCUCUCUUCUCCAACAUUUUGCCAUUCUCUCUCGCCUCGCUCCUUCUUAAAAUCCCUAUCCCCCCCUCCCCUUCUUCUCACCCCUCUUUUCCUCCUCUUCACAUUCUCCCUUUCCCUCCUUUCAAUGUUUUACUCUCCUCUUCUCCAUUUGCCAUUCUCUCUCCUCAGAUCCUUCAUAAUCCUAUCUCCCCCUCCUCCCCUUCUUCUCCCCUCUCUUUCCUCCCUCUUCACAUUGUCAGCUUACCUUCCUCCCCAUCCCAUCCUCUCCUUCCUUCAAAAUCCUACUCCCCUCCUCCCCUUCUUCUCACCCCUCUUUCCUCCUCUUCACAUUGUCCAGCUUACCUUCCUCCCCGUCCAAUCCUGUUUCAAUUUCCUCCCCCUUUGCAACUCCCUUUCCCCUCCCUUUCAAUAAUUUACUCUCCUCUUCUCCAACAUUUUGCCAUUCUCUCUCUCCUCCUCCUUCUUAAAUCCUAUCUCCCCCUCCUCCCCUUCUUCCUUUUCUCUCCUCCUCUUCACAUUGUCCAGCCCUUCCUCCCCGUCCCAUCCCCUGUUCUCUCCUUCAUAAAAUCCUAUCUCCCCCCCUCCUCCCCUUCUCACCCCUCUCUUCCUCCUCAUUGUACUCCCCUUUCUAGCUCCCUUUCUCCUCCUUUCAAUAAUUUACUCUCCUCUUCUCCCCUUCUUUCACCCAUUCUUCUCUCUUCACAUUGUCAGCUUACCUUCCUAAAUCCUAUCUCCCAAUUCCUCCCCUUCUUCUCACCCCUCUUUUUUCCCCCCUCCCUUUUCACAUUCUUACCUUCCUCCCCUCCUUUCAAUAAUUUCCUCUCCUCUUCUCUUUCAUGUUGUUUUGCCAUUCUCUCUCUCCUCAGCUCCUUUCAUAAAUCCUAUCUCCCCCUCCUCCCCUUCUUCUCACCCCUCUUUCCUCCUCUUCACAUUGUCAGCUUACCUUCCUCCCCGUCCUAUCCUCUUACCUUCCUCCCCGUCCCAUCCUGUUCAAAUUUCUCCCCUUUCACAACUCCCUUUUCCCCUCCUUUCAAUAAUUUUACUCUCCUCUUCUCCAACAUUUUGCCAUUCUUCUCUCCGCCUCAGCUCCUUCAUAAAAUCCCUAUCUCCCCUCCUCCCCUUCUUCUCACCCUCUCUUUCCUUCCUCUUCCUCAUUUGUCAUCCUGUUCACAAUUUUCCUCCCCUUUCCCAUCCUCCUUUCACAAUUUUCUUUCUCCCCCAUUUUCGCCUCAGCUCCUUCAUAAAAUCCCCCCCCUCCUCCCCUUUUCCCCUUUUCCCCUCCUUUCCAAUAUGCAAUUUUCCUCCCCUUUUCCCUUUCCCUCCUUUUCUCUCCUCUUUCUCCAACAUUUUGCCAUUCUCUCUCUCCUCAGCUCCUUCAUAAAAUCCUAUCUCCCCCUCCUCCCCUUCUUCUCACCCCUCUCUUUCCUCCUCUUCACAUUGUCAGCUUACCUUCCUCCCCGUCCAAUCCUGUUCACAAUUUUCUCCCCCUUUCACUACUCCCUUUCCCCUCCUUUCAAUAAUUUACUCUCCUCUUCUCCAACUUCACCAAAAUUUUGCCAUUCUCUCUCUCCUCUCUUUCCUCCCUUCAUAAAAUCCUAUCUCCCCCUUCUCCCCUUCUUCUCACCCCUCUCUUUCCUCCCUCUUCACAUUUCAGCUUACCUUCCUCCCCGUCCCAUCCUCUUCAUUCUUACCUUCCUCCCCGUCCCAUCCUGUUCACAAUUUCUCCCCUUUCACUACUCCCUUUCCCCUCCUUUCAAUAAUUUACUCUCCUCUUCUCCAAUAUUUUGCCAUUCUCUCUCGCCUCAGCUCCUUCAUAAAUCCUAUCUCCCCUCCUCCCCCUUCUUCUCACCCCUCUCUUUCCUCCUCUUCACAUUGUCAGCUUACCUUCCUCCCUGUCCCAUCCUGUUCAAAUUUUCUCCCCCUUUCACUACUCCCUUUCCCCUCCUUUUCAAUAAUUUACUCUCCUCUUCUCCAACAUUUUGCCAUUCUCUCUCGCCUCAGCUCCUUCAUAAAAAUCCUAUCUCCCCUCCUCCCUUCUUCUCACCCCUCUCUCCUCCUCCUCUUCACAUUCUCCUUCAUAAAAUCCUAUCUCCCCUCCUCCCCUUCUUCUCACCCUCUCUUUCCUCCUCUUCAUUGUCAGCUUACCUUCCUCCCCGUCCCAUCCUGUUUCACAAUUUUCUCCCCCUUUCCCCAACUCCCUUUCCCUCCUUUCCAAUAAUUUACUCUCCUCUUCUCCAACAUUUGCUGUUUCUCUCUCCUCAGCUCCUUCCCGCCAUCCUAUCUCCCCUGUCCCCUUCUUCUCACCCCUCUUUUCCUCCUCUUCACAUUGUCAGCUUACCUUCCUCCCAUCCAUCCUGUUCACAAUUUUCUCCCCCUUUCUUUACUCCCUUUCCCUCCCUUUCAAUAAUUUCUCUCCUCUUCUCCAACAUUUUGCCAUUCUCUCUCUCCUCAGCUCCUUCACAAAAUCCUAUCUCCCCUCCUCCCCUUCUUCUCACCCCUCUCUUUCCUCUCUUCACUUUGUCCCUUUUACCUUCCUCCCCAUCCCAUCCUCUCCUUCACUUAAAAUCUAUCUCCCCCCUCCUCCCCUUCUUCUCACCCCUCUCUUUCCUCCUCUUUCCCAUUUGUCCUUACCUUCCCUCCCCCGUCCCAUCCUGUUCACAAUUUUCUCCCCCCUUUCUGCUCCCUUUCCCUCCUUUCAAUAAUUUUACUCUCCUCUUCUCCAACAUUUUGCCAUUCUCUCUCGCCUCAGCUCCUUCUUCAAUCCCUAUCUCCCCUCCCUCCCCUUCUUCUCACCCCUCUCUUUCCUCCUCUUCACAUUGUCAGCUUACCUUCCUCCCCCGUCCAAUCCUCUCCUUCAUAAAUCCUAUCUCCCCCUCCUCCCUUCUUCUCACCCUCUCUUUCCUCCUCUUCACAUUGUCAGCUUACCUUCCUCCCCCGUCCCAUCCUGUUCACGUUUUCUCCCCUUUCCCAACUCCCUUUCCCCUCCUUUCAAUAAUUUACUCUCCUCUUCUCCAACAUUUUGCCAUUCUCUCUCUCCUCAGCUCCUUCAUAAAAUCCUAUCUCCCCCUCCUCCCCUUCUUCUCACCCCUCUCUUUCCUCCUCUUCACAUUGUCAGCUUACCUUCCUCCCCGUCCCAUCCUGUUCACAAUUUUCUCCCCCUUUCACAACUCCCUUUCCCCUCCUUUCAAUAAUUUACUCUCCUCUUCUCCAACAUUUUGCCAUUCUCUCUCGCCUCAGCUCCUUCCAAAUCCUAUCUCCCCCUCUCCCCUUCUUCUCACCCCCUCUCUUUCUCCCCUUCACAUUGUCAGCUUACCUUCCUCCCCAUCAAUCUGUUCCACAAUUUCCUCCCCCUUUCCUCUCCCUUCCCCUCAACUUUCAAUAAUUUACUCUCCUCUUCUCCCAACAUUUUGCAUUCUCUCUCUCCUCAGCUCCUUCACAAAUCCUAUCUCCCCUCCUCCUUCUUCUCACCCUCUCUUUCCUCCUCUUCACAUUGUCCAACACCUUCCUCCCCGUCAUCCUGUUCACAAUUUCUCCCCCUUUCACAACUCCUUUCCCCUCCUUUCAAUAAUUUACUCUCCUCUUCUCCAACAUUUUGCCAUUCUCUCUCCUCCAACUCCUUCCUUAAAAUCCUAUCUCCCCCUGCUCCCUUCUUCCUCUCACCCUCUCCUCCCUCUUCACAUUGUCAGCUUACCUUCCUCCCCGUCCCAUCCUCCCUUCUUCUACCCCUCUCUUUCCAAUUCACUCCCCCUUUCACUACAAUUUCCCUUUCCCUCCUUUUUUUCAAUAAUUUACUCUCCUCUUCUCCAACAUUUUGCCAUUCUCCUCUCUCCUCCAGCUCCUUCCAUAAAAUCCUAUCUCCCCCCUCCCCUUCUUCUCCACCCCUCUCUUUCCUCCUCUUCAUUGUCAACUUACCUUCCUCCCAUCCAAUCCUGUUCACAAUUUCCUCCCCUUUCACAACUCCCUUUCCCCCUUUUCAAUAAUUUACUCUCCUCUUCUCCAACAUUUUGCCAUUCUCUCUCUCCUCAGCUCCUUCAUAAAAAUCCUAUCUCCCCUGCUCCCUUCUUCUCACCCUCCUCUUUCCCUCCUCUUCCAUUGUCAACCCCACCUUCCUCCCCCUCCUUCUUAAAAUCCCUACUCUCCCCUCCUCCUUCUUCUUCACCUCUUUUCCCUCCUCUUCCAUUUGUCACUUACCUUCUCCCCGUCAAUCCUGUUCUAAUUUCCUCCCCUUUCCUCCUCCCCUUUCCCCCCCCUUUCAAUAAUUUACUCUCCUCUUCUCCAGCUUGUUUUUGCCCAUUCUCUCUCUCCUCAGAUCCUUCAUCUCUCUCCUCCUCCUUGCCCCUGCCCUCUCUUCCUCCUCACAUUGUCCAGCUUACCUUCCUCCCCGUCCCAUCCUCUCCUUUCGCCGUCCCUACUCUCCCCUCCCCUCCUUCUCACCUCUCUUUCCCUCCUCCUCUUACAUUUGUCAGCUUACCUUCCUCCCCGUCCCAUCCUGUUCAAUUUUCUCCCCCCUUUCCCAACUCCCUUUUCCUCCUUUCAAUAAUUUACUCUCCUCUUCUCCCAACAUUUUUGCCAUUCUCUCUCUCCAGCUCCUUCAUAAAAUCCUGUCUCCUCCUUCUUCUCUCACCCCUCUCUUUCCUCCUCUUCACAUUGUCAGCUUACCUUCUCCCCGUCCAAUCCUGUUCUUUCCUUUUCCCUUUCUCCUUUCCCCUCCUUUCAAUAAUUUACUCUCCUCUUCUCCAACAUUUGCCAUUUCUCUCUCCUCAAUCCCUUCCCAUAAAUCCUGUCUCCCUCCCUCCUUCUUCUCACCUCUCUUCAUCCUCUUCACAUUUUGUCAAGCUUCUUUAUCCCCGUCCUGUCCUCUCCUUCAUAAAAUCCUAUCUCCCCCCUCCCUCCUUCUUCUUCUCACCCCUCUUUCCUCCUCUUCACAUUUGUCAAACACCUUCCUCCCCCUCCUUCAUAAAAUCCUGUCUCCCCUCCCCUUCUUCUCACCCCUCUUUCCACCCUCUUCACAUUGUCAGCUUCCUCCCCUCCCCGUCCAUUGUUCAGCUUCUCCCCCUUCCCCUUUCCCCCCUUUCCAAUCUCUCCCUCUUCUCCAACAUUUUUCUCCCCUUUCUUAAAUCCUAUCCUCCCCCUCCCCUUCUUCUCAAUAAUUCCUCCUCUUCACACUCUUUGCACCCAUUCUUUCUCGCCUUCAACAAAAUCCUAUCUCCCCCUCCUCCCCUUCUUCUCCCCUCUCUUUCCUCCUCUUCACAUUGUCAGCUUACCCUCCCCAUCCAAUCCUGUCUGGUUUUCCCCCCCUUUUCCUACUCCUUUUCCCCUCCUUUCAUUUCUCUCUCUUCUCCAACAUUUUGCCCAUUUCUCUCUCGCCUCAGCUCCUUCAUAAAAUCCUAUCUCCCCCUCCUCCCCUUCUUCUCACCCCUCCACCCUCCUCUUCCAUUUGUCAAGCUUACCUUCCUCCCCGUCCAAUCCUCUCCUUCAUUAAAAUAUCUCCCCUCCUCCCUUCUUCUCCUUUUCCUCUUCCUCCUCUUCAUUGUCGCUUACCUUCCUCCCCGUCCCAUCCUCUCCUUCAUAAAAUCCUAUCCCCCCCUCCUCCCCUUCUUCUCCCCUCUCUUUCCUCCUCUUCAUUGUCAAAGCUUACCCUUCUCCCCGUCCAAUCCUGUUCCACAAUUCCUCCCCUUCACUACUCCCUUUUCCCCUCCUUUCGUAAUUUACUCUCCUCUUCUUCCAACUUGUUUGCAUUCUUUCUCGCCUCCAAGCUCCUUCAUAAAUCCUAUCUCCCCUCUCCUCAUCUUCUCACCCCUCUCUUUCCUCCCUCUUCACAUUUGUAGCUUUUCCUCCCCAUCCAAUCCUAUUUCCACAAUUUCUCCCCCUUUUCUUUCUCCCUUUCCCCUCCUUUCAAUAAUUUACUCUCACUCUUCUCAGACAUUUGCCAUUUCUCUCUCUCCUCCAAGCUCCUUCUUAAAAUCUCUCCCCCUCCUCCCUUCUUCUCACCCCCUCUCUUUCCUCCCCUCUUCACAUUGUCAUUUCUUACCUUCCCCUCCCCAUCCCCCAUCCUGUUCAAUUUUUCUCCCCCCUUUCACUCCUUUCCCUCCUCCCAAUAAUUACUCUCCUCUUCUCAACAUUUUGCCAUUCUCUCUCGCCUCAGCUCCUUCAUAA
Acanthosepion pharaonis is the source of this 9600-nucleotide messenger RNA. The record is from the annotation of a GenBank genome assembly. NCBI's taxonomy places the organism in Eukaryota, Metazoa, Mollusca, Cephalopoda, Sepiida, Sepiidae.